Molecule: messenger RNA, 438 nt
Organism: Spirometra erinaceieuropaei
Lineage: Eukaryota; Metazoa; Platyhelminthes; Cestoda; Diphyllobothriidea; Diphyllobothriidae
Source: the annotation of a GenBank genome assembly
AUGAGUUCCAGUCGAGACCGGAUAAGUCUGCCCUCCACCAUCUCCGACGCCGCCAUCGCCCGUCUGCCUCCAUUGGAGACCAACGUCGACCUCGAGUGGAGAGCGACUCCGCCCUCGACCUCCCGUCCUUACUCCAAGAAAUCCACCAGGGCCGUGCAGCAGCACUUCAGUGGGAAAGCGCCCGAAUCGGACGCGAUCCCUGCUGAGGUCUACAAGCAAGGUUGCCUCCAAGUCAUGGAUCAUCUGACGGAUCUCUCUCAGGAGAUGUGGCGUCAAGGAGAAGUCCCGAAGUUCGUGAACUCCAAAAUCGUGCAUCCUUACAACCGACCGUGCAUCCUUUGCCGACGACUGCGUCCUCAACACUACUUCGGAAGGGGACAAGUAAAGGAGCAGGGAUCUCUUCGCCGCCGCCUGAGUGAAUUUCGGUCUGAUCAUUAG